This is a messenger RNA of Rhizoctonia solani, 1371 nucleotides long. RefSeq lists its product as uncharacterized. The transcript is spliced from 5 exons. NCBI's taxonomy places the organism in Eukaryota, Fungi, Basidiomycota, Agaricomycetes, Cantharellales, Ceratobasidiaceae. Bases 1 to 1371 code for a protein of 456 amino acids. The record is from RefSeq and is a predicted model, not a curated record.
AUGGUUGAAGUCGCGCACCCACUUGGUGUACACCCUUAUUUAGAUACCCUAUUGGCCGAUUCUCGCCAGAUACCGUUCGCCGAUCCUGCAUCUGGUGAUCGAGUGGAAGGCCUUCCCCCCGCUUACCCCACUGCUUCUUGGGCGCCAAACUUGACUACCGCGCCAGCAUACACCACUCAACCGAGUCCUACUGAGCGCAUUAUUUCCCGCACCAAUUCAACUGGAAAUUCUAUUCGGGCCGGGUCUCGCUCGGAUCCGCGCCCUCUUCCUGAAGAGUUUAUAAAUAAAUCGUCGCGACUAACCCUCGACCUUGGACGGCGAGUAUGGCCAUCUAGGUGGCCGGUCUAUGGUACCAAUUCAACUGUUUCUGGCAAAGUGUUAGUAAAGAAAGCUGACCAUGGAAUCAAUAUUAUUGUUAAUCUUGAAGGUCUGUGCACAACGACACUGGUGGAAAGAGGAAUGCCUAUAGCGCAGUCCCAGACAAUACUGACCAAUCAGUCGCUUGAGUUGUGGAGCUGCACGUCAGGCGCCCCUCCAAAACCCUCAUACGAGUUCGAUUUUCCUUUACCCACUUAUUCUAAAGGCAGCACGAACCCACUCCCUCCAUCAUGCUAUCAUUCUAUUCUCAUGAGGGGGUAUGUGGAAAUCAAAUACUAUGUGAAGGUAGAUAUGACCCGAACCCGAUUCCAUCGGCAUGAGACAAUCUUAACAAAUAUUCACUAUUUACCUCGGUCGUACUCGCUCCCGAUCGAUAUAUUGGAUCAAACGCUGGAUGCAGCCACUCCAGCGAUUGAUGCUUUAUGGGUGACAACAGAGCUCUCGCCUGCUUCCAACGAGUCCGGCCGCAGGCACGCCGCGGUUGAUACAUCCAGGCACAUUUCCGCCCAAUUUUCCCUUUUCAAACGGCCCGUUUACAGCCCCUGCAUCCCAAUUCCUUUCAAACUCACCCUUCGAUCUUCAUCACCUGCUCUGGUGCUGCUUCCUCACGUAAACAUACAACUUAUCAAGCGCUGGGUGCUCGUCUCAGAUUCAUCCAUUAAGUGUGUGCAUAAGGAGGCGGUGCUAGGCAGCGGUGAGAUUUGGCGCGUUGAAGAAAUAGAGGAUGGGAAGGAUUGUGCAAAGGUUGUGAGUGGAUGCUUGGUUGGAGGGAAACCAGAGGCAGAGUUCUCGUGGUGUGUAAAGGGAACCUUCAAGGUUGAAUACUUGGUUCGAGUAUCUAUCAAGCCACCCGAGGAUAUGCACUUCUUAGGGAGUUCGUUACCCAUCCUCUUUCAUCAAGAAAUUGUGCGAAUGGCUACUCACGAAUACACGAGUAAUGAACUUGUUCGGGGGCACCCUUGCCUUGCACUAGCCCCAAGGUCCGUUUGGUAG